AUGGAAAAUGUAGAAAGCGGUAAUUUGGCAAUAGGAAGGGCUCAUGAACCACAAGAAGAAGCUAAUCAGCCCCUGACGCAAGAAAAUUCCAAACCUAAAAUGAACGUAAAAGACUAUGGUACAGCGGUUGCAACAAAUGAAAAACCUGAUUUACAGAAUCGCAGUACAUACGAACUUCAUCUUAGUCAGCCGGCUCGAGGUCUAACACACUUACAAAAGUUAAUAUGGCUUCAAAACAAACGAACCAAAGGUCUGUGGGCGCAAUGCGAUGAAUGUGAUAAAUGGAGAUACUUACCAGAUAUACUAGAUAGAUAUGAACUACCAAAGAAGUGGUUCUGUAGAAUGAAUUCGGACAAAUCUCUAGCAAGUUGCUCAGCACCAGAAUCUCCAAUACUCUUGCAUGAUGAAGAGGAUUUGAUUCAUAAUGAGUAUUCUGCGGGUUCGUUAGUUCUAGCCAGGAUCCCCGGCUGGCCGUGGUGGCCUGCUAUGGUAGAUGAUUGUCCAGAUACUGAACAAUUCUACUGGCUGGACGGAUUCUCUGAUAUACCAACACACUACAACGUGGUUUUCUUCGAUCAAUAUGACGUGACCAGAGCCUGGAUAGAUCCUCUACAUCUGAAACCUUAUUCCAAACAAAAAAAUGUUAUUAAAAUAUUAAACAAUAAGAAAUACAGGGAUCGCUUAGAAGCAGCUAUAUCACAAGCUAAUGAUGCUGAAACAUUGCCUCUUGUGGAGCGUUUGAAAAAAUAUAGUUUUAUAUGGAGGUACAAAGGGCCUAUCGUAAAACCGAGGGCCGUCUCGAGAAAAUAUAAGGAAAAAUAUCAAAAACAGUUCAAAAGGAAAUAUAACAUCGAUUUGGUCGAUGAUUCCUCAGAGUCUGAGAGUGAUAGUGAUAGUAAUAAUAACGUUGUACCUAAUAAAAUAGAAGAUUCUAUGAUGUCCAAAAAAAGGUUGGGAAUUAAAGAAUACGGCGCAAAGAAAAAAUGUGACCACCCAGUUGAGAAAGAUUCCAAUACUUUGGUCCAAGAAACGGAAAAAUGUGAUUCAACUCAAGAAACUGUUACACAUGGAAGUUCAGAAACAAAUAUUGUUAAGGAAACCGUAAACAAAUUUGAAACACCUAGAACUGGAAUUGAUGAAAAUCGAGAAAAAUCUCCGGCCAGUGAUGAUUUUGAUUUUUAA
Messenger RNA from Danaus chrysippus (African queen), 1182 nucleotides. NCBI's taxonomy places the organism in Eukaryota, Metazoa, Arthropoda, Insecta, Lepidoptera, Nymphalidae. The record is from the annotation of a GenBank genome assembly.